Messenger RNA from Colletotrichum spaethianum, 207 nucleotides. RefSeq lists its product as uncharacterized. The record is from RefSeq and is a predicted model, not a curated record. Gene Ontology annotation, molecular function: acyltransferase activity, transferring groups other than amino-acyl groups. Bases 1 to 207 code for a protein of 68 amino acids. NCBI's taxonomy places the organism in Eukaryota, Fungi, Ascomycota, Sordariomycetes, Glomerellales, Glomerellaceae. The transcript has a single exon.
AUGACGGACCCGGCCUAUCGCCGACGAGGCUAUGGGCUUGCCCUCUUGCGAAGGGCGUCCGAGAUUGCUGACGGAAUGGGCUACCCCAUGUACCUCGACGCCGAAGAGUACGUUGUCCAGCUGUACAAUCUAGCGGGCUACGUCGCCAAAACGGACCUCGGCCAAACCUCCGCAAUGGUUCCCAUGGUGCGGCCAGUUCAAUCUUGA